Cladocopium goreaui is the source of this 2088-nucleotide messenger RNA. The record is from the annotation of a GenBank genome assembly. Lineage: Eukaryota; Dinophyceae; Suessiales; Symbiodiniaceae.
AUGCUGACCUUGGCCCUGCCAUGGCUCUUUGUCGCCGAUGCGGCAACGACGUCGUGUCGGGGGAAGGUGGCACCGGAAGGUCCCAGCUGGGAUGAGGUGCGCGGCAAUCUGUCCUUUUAUGCUGCCAUGAAUUUAGCGUCUCGAGAGAUUACGCUGGAUGUGCAAUCGCCUGUCUACUGGCAGAUGCGGGAACUGUGGAAACGCAUCGAUACCAACGCCACAUUGUCGGUGCGUGCCUCGCAGGACUGCUCCGUGGGAUAUGUGACUUUGAAAUUAAUUGGCUUCAUGUCGCUGAGCGUAUCAGCUGUAUUGGAUGAGCUGUUGAAACCACAAGGUGUGAUGAUUCACGAAACCCUUCGCUACUUAGCCUCGACGCUGGAUUGGCAUCACGUGGCGGCUGCAGGUUGGCCCAUUUUUCGCUUGCUCAGCCGUUUGGAGUACUUCGCGUACCUCGAAAUGGGCUCGGCGAAUCCCUUGAACGAACAGCUCAAAGGCACCUGGUCCUAUGAGACCCCUUACCUCGACACCGUGGAGCAGCAACUGCGCGCCAACGCGCCCGUGCCAGCGGCCGCGUCCAGCUUGGUUUUGUCGUAUGGUGAGUUCUAUUCACCCCUUGGGCGCGCCUUAGCUCUGCUGUCCCUGGCAGAUGUCUUGCGCCCGGGGCACAGCAUGAGCCGCGCACAGGUGGGAGAACGAGAAAGGUUGAUCAGACGCGCUGUCUAUUUGUUGGGUGACCAUUUCUUAAACGCCAAGUACCCGCCUUUCGUGGCGCUCUCUUCGCGUUGGCCCAUCUUUCAAAUGGCUGACAGAUUGGCUUGCGAGGCGCAGCUUCGUUGGACUUUGCCCCGCCAUGCGGCGAUUCCCCGUCCCUGGAUGGCGCUGCUCCCCAUGGCUGAGAAGGUCUCUGAUGUGGUACGCGCUUGUCGCCUGCCAUACUGUGAUUUGAGUUUUCUGGAACUGGUCCUGCGCUCCGCUGCUAUGGCUGGCUGGGUCCAACUUUUAGAAGUGGGGGCGAACCUUGGAGAUUGUGCCCUCUGGACGGCGGCACAUUUGGGGAGGCGCCUCCAUGGUGCCGUGGCUGUGGAGCCACUACCAGAGGUGGCCUCAUCGUUGCAGAGGAGCGUGCAGAUGAAUGGCUGGGAGCACAAGUUCCAGGUGAUUCAAGCAUUUGCUGGUGCGAGAAGUGGCUGGGGCCGUAUGCAUUUCCUGGGCCUUGCGGAUGGAAAUCCGUACGCCAGUGCUUCAGCGGUUGCCCCCAGCGGUGCCACCAUCCCUUCGGUCGCUGCGCGCACGGUCACGGUGUCGCAUCUCUCGCGGCUCAUGGAGAAGAAACGAUCUGCCAAGAUACUGAAGAUCUACGCCUAUGGCGACCUCCGGGACGACGUACUGGGCGCCCGUGGCGCCUUGCACCGCGCUGAUGCGCUUUGGCUGGCCUUCGCUGCUGGGCAGUUGAAACGCCCCGGGGCAGCUGCAGUCUUCCUCUUCGCCAUGCUUCGGCAUCACUUCGGCUGCUUCGCCUUGCCAGCCUUUCAAGUGGAUUGGUGUCGCUGCGCCUCGCGCUUCUCUGCGCCCCGCAUGAUGGCUCGAGCACUCAGACGUUCCAAAGGCGCAUAUAGCAUGGUCUAUGUGGCUGCCUUCAAGCCCCGCUCGCUCUUUUGCCCACCUUGGCGUGUGGCGGAGGACCUGGGCCCACAUACCGUUGGCACUUGGGACUCCCGUGGUGUGGCCAAAGGCUGCUCCUUUGGACGUUCGAGGAGACAGGUGCUCCUGGGAAAGCGCCAUGGUGCUGGCUACGAGUGUCUUCGUUGGAGAUGGCAACUGCAAGAUGGGGGUGCCAGUGCUCGCAUAGGUGUCUGGGAGCCGCUGAGGUCCUAUUUCCUGGGUGCUGAGGGGAUGGAGAUGGAACGCCUGAGAAAGGAAAAGGGAGAUUUGCUGGAGUUCUUUCAUGACAGCGAUCUAAGACCACCGCAGCUACCAUUGGAAGACGAUGAACGUGCUGAAAAGUGGUACGCUGGGUGGAAGGGAUUUUUUUCCGGAGAGUUUGCCUGGUUUAAACCCAGCCAAGGGGAUGUCCUUCAAGGCCUUUAA